This is a messenger RNA of Rubroshorea leprosula, 1629 nucleotides long. The record is from the annotation of a GenBank genome assembly. Lineage: Eukaryota; Viridiplantae; Streptophyta; Magnoliopsida; Malvales; Dipterocarpaceae.
ACAAAAUUGUCAACUCAAUGCAUGUUCAUGUGGGCGCCACCUUAGAUGUUUGAGCGGAAGAGAGGCAAAAGAACCCAGCUUUUUCUCUUCACCCUUACGGCCGCUGCAGCAGAAUAAUCUGGAUCGACCUCCAUCCCAUUCCCACACAAAACCAGCCAAGUAAGUUAAGGCCCCUGUUUUACUUGUUUACUCCUUUUCACAUUUCUUCCUCUUCUCUCCUGCUUGUUCUUGUACUGUUGUGGAAUUCCAUUUCCAUGACAUUUUGGAAAACUCCUCUCUGUUUUUGUCACCAGUCUCAGACAAGGGAAGAGAAAGAAGAAAAAGUUGCCGGCUUUUCGUUCCUCUGUGUUUUAUAAGCACCCUUGAAGGAGGUUGCACUUAGUUGCCAGAUUCUAGAAAUUAUUAUUCACUAUGUUUCGUUGGAGGAGAAAUUCUCAUCAUGACCAAGAGAAUGACUUACUACAUUCUGAGUCCAAGGUCAAGGAGCUUAGGGCUGAGCUUGGAUCGCUAUCUGGACGCAGUUCACUGUAUUGUACUGAUGCAUGCUUGAGGAGAUACUUGGAAGCUCGAAACUGGAAUAUAGAGAAAUCGAAGAAAAUGCUUGAAGAGAGUCUCAAAUGGAGAUCAACAUAUAAGCCUGAGGAUAUACGUUGGCAUCAAGUUGCAGUUGAAAGUGAGACUGGGAAACUGUACAGGGCAGGUUUUCAUGAUCGUCAUGGUAGCACUGUUCUCAUAUUGAGACCGGGAAAGCAGAACACAACAUCUCUGGACGAUCAGAUGCGGCAAUUGGUGUAUAUGAUAGAGAAUGCCAUUCUUAAUCUUCCAGAGGGUCAAGAACAGAUGUCAUGGCUAAUAGACUUCACUGGAUGGACAUUGAGCACAUCUGUUCCAAUCAAAUCAGCACGAGAGACUGUCAACAUUUUACAAAAUCACUACCCUGAGAGGCUGGCUGUAGCAUUUCUCUACAAUCCCCCCAGGAUUUUUGAAGCAUUCUGGAAGAUUGUUAAAUAUUUCUUGGAUGCUAAAACCUUUCAAAAAGUGAAGUUUGUGUAUCCAAAGAACAAUGACAGUGUGGAGCUGAUGAAAUCAUACUUUGAUGAGGAAAAUCUCCCAAUAGAGUUCGGAGGAAAAGCCGAAUUGGAGUACAACCAUGAAGAAUUCUCCAAGCUGAUGGUACAGGAUGAUGUGAAAUCUGCCAACUUGUGGGGAUCUGAUGACAAACUCCAAUCUAUUGUUAAUGGGAAUUCUGGGGCUGAGGUGGUCUCGGAACCAGUCUGCCAUGCCUCUCCGGCCAGCUGAGGGACUUCCCCAUCCGGUCGUGAGUUACUAAUCUUACUGAUAUGAGAUGAUGCUUUAAAAAAUGACCAUUGCCUUGUACCAGAAGCUGUAAUAAUUGAUGCAUUAGGGUUGGAUACACAUUCGACUUGGUUAUUCCUGGAAGGGAAGUAUUUUUAUCCUUCCCUAAUAAUGUACUUUACUAGUUUCCCUGCUUCUCAUUAUGCAGGUAUCUCAAAUGAAUAGAAAAUAAGCUCACGGUGCCUUCUUAUUGAAUCCUAUCUACCUUUGAACACUUUCUCUGUUUCUUUCAAUCCUCUGUUAUACUUCUUUGAAUGAAAUUUGAACGUUUUG